Molecule: messenger RNA, 1701 nt
Organism: Pelagomonas calceolata
Lineage: Eukaryota; Pelagophyceae; Pelagomonadales; Pelagomonadaceae
Source: the annotation of a GenBank genome assembly
GCGCACAUUUUGAGCAUCGACGCUGUUUACGCUGUAGCUCGGCCACCACCGACGUUACAUAGUCCACACAAGUUCUCUGGCCUCUCAGCUAAGGGUCGCAGCAGACUCCGCGCGAACGCUCUUCACGGGUGUGUAAAAAGCGGGAAACAGGCACACAGAGCGUAACCCCCAAAGUCCCCGAUAAGCGCGCGACCGAAGAAGUCACAUCGAAAAAGAUGAACAACCAGCCGCCGCAACGCCCGCGAAGCCCGCCGCGAGGUGGUCAGGCGCCCCCGAUGAUGCCGCCGUCGCCCAAGGUGGCCAAGAUGGGAGGAGCGCCGCCGGCCGUGAUGCGCCCGGCCGCCGCGCCGCCGAUCGUCCCGCCCAUCGCGGCGCCGCGGCCUCCCCAGCCGCCCGCGCCCAAGCCGGCCGCGCCGCCCGCCGCCAAGCCGCCGCCGUCGCCCCAGAUCGACCCGGCCGCCGAGGCUAGAGCCCGGGCCGAAGCCCAGAAGGCCGCCGCCGCGAAGGCCCGCGCCGCUGCUGAAGCCAAGGCCCGCAAAGAGGCGGAAGCGGUGUCGCGCCGUGUCGAAUCAAACUUCACGCGGCCCACGCCAUCGACGCGACGUUGUCACCGUAAACGCGCAUGCUCGAUGGACGAGACUCACACUGAGGUUGAUUUCUACACAGAUUGCUAAGGCUGAGGAGGAUGCUCGCAAGAAGCGCGCCGCAGCGCUCGCCGAGGCGUUCGGAGCGGUGUCCCGAAUUUUCGAUCGUUGUCCUACUCGAGCUCAGAUGUGAUUCACACACAGGGAGGCCGCGGCCAAGAAGAAGCUUCAGGAAGAGGCCGCCGCCCUCGCGAAAGCUCACGCCGAGGCCGCCGCCAAGGAGAAGGCUGCCGCCGAGAAGCGCAAAGCUGAGGAGGAGAAGGUAUGUGGAACCGAGUCCGAUGUGACGGUCGCGCCCAUGUCACCGGUCCAUUGCCCCGCAGGCGCGCAAAAAAGCGGAGGAAGAAGCUAGGAAGCGCGCCGCCGCCAUUGCGAAAGCUGAGGCGGAAGCUAAAGCUGCGGCAGAGGCGCGCGCCGCGGAAGAAGCCAAGGCCAAGGCCCAGGCCAAGGGCCUCGUGGCCGCCGUCGCCAUAAAACAAGCCAAGGAUCAAGAGGCGGCGGUCGCCGAGGCGUCGAAGAAAGCGGAGGCGGCGGCCGCCGCGGAGGCCGAAGCACAGGUCGCCGCCGAGGCCGCGUCGCGGGAGGCCGCGGCCGCGCGCAAGCGGGCGGAUUCGGAAGCAGGGACGCUAGCGGAGCUCAAGCGCAAGGCGUCGGCGUUAGAAAAGGACGCCAAGGCCGCCGGCGCGACGAUCCCGGACCUCGACAAGCCCGAGCCGAAGAAGCCCGCCGCCAAGAAGGGCAAGAAAUCGUCGGGCGGCUCGAAGAAGCGCAAGUCCGAGGCCAUCUCCGAGGAGGAGCCCGCGGCGGAGGCGGCGGGCGGCGACGACGCGAUGGAUAUGACCGCGGUGAACAAGCUCACAGCCGACAAGUUGAAGAAAGAGCUGAAAAAGCGCAAGCUUGAUGACAAGGGCAAGAAGGCCGAACUCAAAGCGCGGCUCGUCGAAGCACUCGGACUCUAGGCGCUCGGCCUCUGAACAUCGGGGUGGUAGCCUCCCCCUCCCCAUCCCUGUCCGUGAUCGGUGAGCUAGGAUCCCUUCGGUAAGCUCUGCUGGUUGAA